CAACGCUCCGUUCACUCGUGCAAAGUAGAUAAACGACGACAACAUGACCGAAAUUCAUGACCACUUCGACACCAUCCUCAUCCUAGAUUUUGGUUCUCAAUACAGCCACUUGAUCACUAGACGUUGCAGAGAACACAGCGUAUACGCCGAAUUACUACCUUGUACGCAGAAGAUCGCUGACCUCAAAUGGAGACCAAAAGGCGUCAUCCUCUCUGGCUCACCAUACUCCGUGUACGAUGCGGAUGCACCACAUGUCGAUCCGGAAGUCUUCAGUCUGGGCGUCCCAGUUCUCGGAAUUUGUUAUGGUUUACAGGAGAUGGCGUGGAAUAUGAAUGGCAAAGUCGCCAAGUGCGAUCGUCGCGAAUACGGAUUUGCGCAGCUUGAGGUGGGCAAGGGCGAAAACGUGGAUAGACUAUUCGCCUCUCUUGGGGAAGAAAUGCAGGUCUGGAUGUCGCAUGGUGACCAAUUACUGGACUUACCUCCCGAUUUCCAUGUCGUCGGUCACACAAAGACCGCGCCAUAUGCCGCCAUUGGUCAUAACUCAAAACCAUUCUGGGGUAUCCAGUUCCAUCCAGAAGUCACGCAUUCGCCCAUGGGCAGAGCUCUAAUUGGGCAAUUCAUACUCGAGAUUUGCGAUUGUCAAUCACAUUGGACGAUGGAAGAGUUCAUUGGUAAAGAAGUGAAACGAAUUCGCGACAUGGUCGGACCAACAGGUCGCGUUAUCGGCGCAGUCAGCGGUGGAGUCGACAGCACAGUCGCUGCAAAACUAAUGCACGAAGCAAUUGGCGAUCGUUUUCACGCUAUCAUGGUAGACAACGGCGUACUAAGACUAAACGAAGGCAAAACCGUAUACGACAGGCUAAAUCGUGAUUUAGGUGUGAACCUAACGCUCGUGGACGCGUCGGAGCUCUUCCUCUCGCGCCUUGCUGGGAUAGAAGACCCGGAACAGAAACGCAAGAUUAUUGGGAACACGUUCAUCAAUGUUUUCGAAGAAGAAGCGCAUAAGCUUGAUUCGGAGGUGCAAAAGUCUGGCGGACAGUCGCAGAAGAUCGAGUGGCUCCUCCAGGGUACGCUCUAUCCAGAUGUGAUCGAGAGUAUUAGCUUCAAAGGUCCGAGUGCGACGAUCAAGACGCAUCAUAAUGUCGGCGGUCUGCUCAAAGAUAUGAAACUUAAACUCAUCGAGCCUCUCCGUGAAUUAUUCAAAGACGAAGUCCGAGCCCUCGGUCGUCUCCUAAGCAUCCCCAACCACCUCGUCCAACGGCACCCAUUCCCUGGUCCAGGUCUCGCAAUCCGCAUCCUAGGCCCAGUUACACACUCACAAGUCGAGAUCUUACAAAAGGCGGAUAACAUCUACAUUGAGGAGAUCCGGAACGCGGGUUUGUACGACCAGAUAAGUCAAGCCUUCGCCGUUCUCCUCCCUGUAAAAGCUGUUGGCGUUAUGGGAGAUAAACGAACAUACGAGCAGGUCAUCGCUCUGCGCGCAGUUCAAACGGAGGACUUCAUGACCGCCGACUGGUAUGUCUUCCCACCAGAAACCCUACGCAAGAUCUCCAGUCGCAUCACCAACGAAGUGGAGGGCAUCAAUCGAGUCACCUAUGACAUCUCCUCUAAACCACCUGCUACCGUCGAGUGGCUGUAGUCCUACUUGGAAUAGUACUCUUCUACUCUCCAUCUUGCGGCUUUUCAGUGCUGUCAGACAGAUGAUGGCAUAUCUUCUAAGUUCUGGGUCACGAUACAUAAUGAUUUCGUUGUUAGAAGCUAUUUCUUUUCUGUUACUAG
Molecule: messenger RNA, 1779 nt
Organism: Fomitiporia mediterranea MF3/22
Lineage: Eukaryota; Fungi; Basidiomycota; Agaricomycetes; Hymenochaetales; Hymenochaetaceae
Product: GMP synthase
Exons: 9
Coding region: 44-1639 (531 amino acids)
Biological process (GO): GMP biosynthetic process
Cellular component (GO): cytosol
Molecular function (GO): GMP synthase (glutamine-hydrolyzing) activity; GMP synthase activity; ATP binding
Source: RefSeq, a predicted model, not a curated record